AAGUAUGUGAGCCCUUUAGGUUUUGCUGUUUCUGGGCCAGAACAGCUCGCCAUCUUUGAUGAAAUAAUGAAUUCUGAAUGAUACCAGCAAAUUAUACUAUAUGCUGUACCACUCACCUGAAUUGUAAAAGAACGAACAUGGGCCAUGCACCAGGACAAUGACCCUAGUCCCAUAAGUGGUUCUAUCAAAGAAUGCUUACAGGCUGUAGGGGUCAAGGCACAGGAAAACUGAUUUUCCCACUUUUUAAAACUUAAUUCUAAAUGCACAUAAUUCCUAAAUUUAGAUUAGGUUUCAUUAACUGCUGCUUCAGCUCCUCCCACAGCUUUUCUAUUGGAUUAAAGCCAAAACAUUAAUUUAUUCGUCACAUUUUCCUCCGAGUGCACUGCGAUGCUACUUGGCAAUUUAAAAAGAGGCGGAGUCUGACUUCACAUGUAUCGGAGGAGGCAUGUGCUAGUCUUCACCCUCCUUGUGUUGUGGCAUCACUAGUGAUAGGGGGAUAUACAGCUGAGUAGCAGUUUAAAUGGGUGGCCAGAUCAUUUGGAAGAACAUGGGAAAAUAAAUUGAAAUACAUUUAUAUAUAAAAAGAGUUUUGGAGAGAGUGCUUGUUAUCAUGUUUCACUGCAAAACUUUAUAGAUCACUAAAAGACCAGAUAAUAAUGUAUUUAUAUGUUAUAUAUAUUAGGUAAUGUUAGCCUUAACGGACGCAGAUCUGGAGGCAGGUUUGGGCAUCAGUAACUCAAUGCAUCGCAGAAAACUGCGCCUGGCUAUUGAGGACUACCGACAGGCAGAGUCAGGACACGGACUGUCGAAAGCCGCAGAACUGGACCACCACUGGGUGGCACAAGCCUGGCUGAGUGAGGUAGGCCUUCCCCAGUACUCCCAGUUCUUCCACACGCACCUGGUGGAUGGCCGUCUCCUGAGCACGCUCACUCGCACUGACCUGGAUAAGCAUCUGCAUGUGUCCAAAAAAGCUCAUCAGGGCAGCCUGCUGCUGGGAAUCCAGCUACUGCACAUGCUCAACUUCAAUAAAGAGGUGCUUCAGGCCAGGCGAGCGGACUGUGAGAUCCAGAACACGGACCCUCUGGUGUGGAGCUGCCAGCGCAUCAUUAAAUGGCUCAGAGAAAUCGAUCUGAAGGAAUUCGCUGAGAAUCUUCAGAGCAGCGGGGUUCAUGGUGCUGUGAUGGUUCUGGAUCCCUCCUUUAACACGGACACUAUGGCAACCGCUUUAGGUAUCCCUGGAAACAAGCACAUGGUCCGCCAGCACCUGAGCGAAGAAAUGAAGGCCCUCCUCAGCUCUGCACGGUUAAGCAUUGAGCAGGAAGUCGAGCCUUUGGGAACUCCGCCCACUCUGUCCCGUCAGAGCUCCCUCAGACGCUCCACCAUCGGUCGCCAUGACGACCAGCUGUCCAUCAGAAAGCUCACAGCCAAGCCUCCAGUCAGCUUCAGUCUGAAGAACCACAGAGAUAACGGGAGAGAUAACGGGAGAGAUAACGGGAGAGAUAGCGGUUCUGUGAGUUCUGGAUCACUGCUGAGAGACGGUUCUGCUACAGAACCCGAGCUCCAGAGCCCACACCGACAGCUCUCCACCUCUGAUAUCAGUAACAUGUAACUCCAGCGCUUGGAGGGAGGAUGAGAUAGAAAAUGCUGAUAAGAUCAAAGGACUAAACUGAGAUCACUUCCUCAUGGAAAGAACAAACAACAGCACUUUUUGGUCCCCUAAGUGGACGCUGCUUCUCUGGACACGUCUGUUUAUUUUUGUGAUGAUGAUGAUGAUGAUGAUGAUGAUUGUGUAAAUGUUGAUUGUAUUUUUGUAUCGCCGUCCCUGAGGCCGAACUUCAUGCACAUCUUCACAACUUCAUGAAUCAACUUUGAUCAAUGAGAUAAUACCUGAAUAUGAAAAUAUAAAUAUUAAACGUUUCCAUUUGUACCAUUUGCAGUACCAUUGGGUAACUUAGGCUACGUUCACAUUACCAGGCUGAAGUGACUCAAGUGAUCUGAUUUUUUUGCUCAAUAUGGCUCAGAUCUGAUUUUUUCAUGGCUGUGUGAACGUGCCAAAUCAUUUUUUUUUUUUUUUUUUUUUUUUUCCAAACCAGAUUUGAGUCACUAAGUCAUAUGUGGUCCUAAAUCAGAUACGUAUCCAAUUCAUGGACAUGCGACAUGAAUGUGAACGGCCAAAUCUGAAUCUUCAUGUGUCUUUUUGUUUCAUAGCUGCUAAACAACAACAAAAAAAACAUUAAAAGCAAACCACCUGGCCUUUAUUCACCUCCUGGACCUGAGCAUGAACUUCAGACCAGCUGUUUACUGUUUCUCCACUCCAGCAAAAGAUGCUCCACAUAUGAGCUGCUAACUCAUCA
Molecule: messenger RNA, 2354 nt
Organism: Astyanax mexicanus (Mexican tetra)
Lineage: Eukaryota; Metazoa; Chordata; Actinopteri; Characiformes; Acestrorhamphidae
Product: kazrin-A-like
Exons: 6
Coding region: 686-1609 (307 amino acids)
Molecular function (GO): protein binding
Source: RefSeq, a predicted model, not a curated record